UGUAAAGAUCGUGUUUGCUAAGUGUCGUCUCCGUUUUCGUCCUUCACGCAGCAUUUCGAUUGGUCGUAUCUAAUCCCGAUAAUGUGAAAAUUACGUUGUCCAACGCGGUUUCGUAAAACUCCACGAACCAUUGUUUCAAAUGACCAUGACGUAACUGUCAUCAUAUAAUCCUCGCGUAGUGCUUCGCGGGUAGGGGUACGAUUCCCUAGUAGUGUAGCAGCACGCGGGGCACCAGGCCACAACAUGCAAAACGGCCACCAGGUGGGGCUGCAUAACCGGGGCCGCGGGUCAUCUUACCGUGGCAACGGGACGAACAAAUCCCAGAAGGACAGGCUGAAAGGAUGUAUGGGUUUGGUGAACCUGGGGAACACGUGCUACAUGAACUCCGCGCUGCAGUGCUUGUCACACAGCCAGCCCUUUCAGAAAUGGUUCCGGAAAUGCUACCAGCACCCGACGCAGGAGGAGAUGCGAAAGUGGAACAAUCAGAAGAAGCUGGUACAAGAACACGUCGUCAACUGCCAGCGCAUGUGUCUUUUUCUCAGUAGUUUGCUGAAGUAAGGUCUUGCAGAGGGUCCUCGUAUUUGUGAUCCUUCCUGGUCACGUUAGUAUUUGAAAAUUUCGAAAAAAUCAACCUUUCUUCAGGUUCACCAGUUGUAUGAAGUGUUUGAAAAAAACUGGGGCGAAACGUUCAACGGGCGGGCUUGCGAGCCGAUUGACUUCAUUCACACCCUGGGCCACUACAACAACAUGUACCAGGGUUCGCAGCAACACGACACGCAGGAAUUCCUCCGGACCCUACUGGACUGCGUCCACGAAGAGCUCCUACGCGGGUAGUCUUAUCAGUCACAUGCCCUCGGCUUCUAGGCGUUUGUUCACGCACGGCCUUUUAGCAGGGAAACGUGGGGAAAGUAAGAAACAAAGAACCAGGUGAAUUUCUGUUUGUACGUAGUGCUCCUUCGCUUCUAUCUAGCGGAUAAGGAAAGAACUGGAAACGUCGAAAAGUCAUUUUGAAAAAGAAUUCUGAAAAGCCGUGCCAUCUUCUUCUUCCCAAGAGAACAGGGCGUGCUUGACUAUUCCAUACUCUAAAACGCGAAUACCACGGAACGCGCUGAAAUUUUGCCAAGAAGAGUACAACCACCUAGAGUCGCCGUCCACCUACGCCGUCGCACACGCUGCCGGCCCACCCAGCGGAAGCAAAACCCCACAAAGUUAUCGAAACGCGGUAUCCUGAGUAAAAACGUACCCACACCAUAGUUGUCAUGCAACUCUGCAUGCUUAAAUUGUUUCUCAUGCGGAGCCCCAUGAGAAGCAUUUUCUAAUGCGGUUUUGAAAUUUGUCAUGCUCCAAUCAGCGCGAGAUACUAGAUCUGUAAUGCUGCUAAACUAGCUCAAACAGCACUACAAUACGCGGACAAACUUGUCAUGCCAAACAACCAAAGCUGGCUGAUUUGUCUAGCAGAUUCCCCAUCCUGACUCUGGUGUGGGUACGUUUUUACUCAGGAUACGCGGCCGACGACGGGGUGAACCGGUUUCCGUUUUUGCCGCCUAUCACAGUGAAAAGUGCCCCCCACCCCUGGAAUUGCAAAAAUUUGUGAUGCGAAGUUUCCACAUGAAAACUUUUUGUCAUGCAUGAAAGGAGUAUGAAUCUUUCUGAUGCAGAUUUUAGACGUGUAUCGCAUCGCUUGCAUGACAAGCGCCACUCUUGCUGGGGUCUUUUGCAAUACAAAUUUUUGCUAUUCACGACUGAAAACCUGUGAUGCUGAUAGAUGCAAGAGGGCGAAUGUUUCAUUUGGAAAGGUUUGCAAUACAAAUGCUCCCAAGUUCGGGGGUGGGGGCAUUUUUGUUUGUAAUACCGCCUGCAAGAAAGUCCGCAGAUGACUACGAGCAAAACUACGCGCAGGACAUUGUCAAUUCGCCUUCCAGGAAAAAGGUAGUGAUUUAACAUGCUGUCACACCUAGAUAUGAUCAGUUUCUUGAAGAAAGCCUAAAUGUUUUGCGUUCGUAUUUACCACUACAUUCAAGAUCAACCAAAAAUGCCUGCGCAGGCCGUCCCCCUUCAUCACCAGCAAGCAAUGGCGAGCCGCAGCAGCAGCAAGAUUGCGGCAGACACGUCAAAUGAAAACGAGCAAGAGAACCUCUACUGCGAUUCCUCCAUUGUUUCGGAGGUUUUCGGUGGGUCACUGCAGUCCACUAUCACCUGCCUGGAAUGCGGCAACAAGUCACACACGAUCGAACAAAUCUUCGAUAUUUCCGUCCCCAUACCGAAUGAGCCCCUGCCACCCACGCAGGGCGGCGGCCGAGCCGGGUCGCCGGCGGACCAAGGCGGCAAGCAGGCGAGUCCGCUCACAAACUCCUUCUCCGCGGCUCGGGUCGGGUCUAUGCUGCAGAGCUUCGGGAAACAGGUCAUGAGCGCGUUUCACGACCGGGGCAUCGCGCUCGACGACUGCAUUCGGAAGUUUUGCGAGCCGGAGCAGUUGACAGGUAAGAGGUUCUGUAGCGCAUUGAGAUCUUGUCGAAAAAAGCUGGUGGUCCUCCUGAGUGAUGCAGCACUAGUGAGCUUGCAAAAAGUCUCGAUUAUUGUUUCUUAUCGCAAAUGAAACCCAAAGGUACGGAGCAAUACGACUGCGAGAAAUGCAAGAAAAAAUCCAACGGGGAGAAGGUGAUGUAUAUCAAGGAGCUGCCAGAGAUCCUCGCGAUCCAUCUGAAGCGGUUUUCCUACAGCAACGGCUGGUUCGGGAACAAAAACACGAAGCCGGUGAGUUUUCCGAUACAAGAGCUCUGCAUGGCACAACAUUUGGACCCUAACCGCAAGCGAGAAGCCUCCAGCCAGAGUGGUGAUCGCAAAAACAGCAAGAACAAUAACACCAGCGGCGGGAGUAGUAGCUCGACUGCCACCUCUGCCGCUUCUGGCGGCACGAAAUACCGACUGAUCGGUUUGAUUCAGCACUCGGGAAACAUGGGCGGCGGGCACUACAUAGCGUACUGCCGGCACGCAAAAAGGCCGAACGACUGGCUGGAGUUUGACGACGCGCGCGUCAACAUAUCAAAUGAGGAACAGGUGAAGCACGCGGAGCCGUACGUGCUAUUUUACCAGAAGAUUUCCCCCGGCGAUUUUCACGAGGAGGAGAAGAGAAAGUUGAAAGAUUCCUACAAGCAGCUCCAGGACCAGAUCAUGGAUCUGUUGCGUACCUCCGUCGCCGGAGCUUUGUCCGCGACCAACAAUCCAUCGCUGCAAAGUAGUUCUUUUCACCAGGGCGGCGCGAGCAAUCCGGCCGCGCAGCAUAGCCCGCUGUUGGUGGGCACGAGCGCGGCAACGUCCUCGACCGCGUCACCGGGUCUGCAGAGCAGCAAGGUAGUCUCCAUGCCGCAAAUCUACGAGCGGCCGCCACCGGAAUUGGGAAAAGUGGUCUUCAUAAGCCGACGGUGGUAUGUCAGGUGCCGCACCAUGUCAGAUCCCGGACCCAUCGACAACCACCAAUUUCUGUCAGCGCACGGCUACGUGGGCUGCUCCAGAGUAGAGGUGAUCUGCCAAAAGGUAUUGGAACAUUUUCGCAACGCCGGACAAAAUUGAUUUUGCUUCGCAGUGUGUAGCUGCACGAGAAGCGCACUUGGCAUAUGAAACUUAUGUUCUGGAUGGUUGGUUAUGGUUUGUGGAACUCGAUGAAGUUGCAGAAAAAAUACAUACAACAACACCACUACAGUUUAUUCCAAUAGCCGAGGAGGUGUACUACGAGCUGCAGCGGCGGUACGGUGGCGGGCCCUGCUUGCGUUCGGUGAAAAUUUGCGAAAAAUCGAUGCAGUGGAUUAAAGCCUACAAUCAGCGAAAAGUGCAGGAGUUCCAACUCGUCUCGCGGUACGACACGAAAGACACCGGGGACGGCGAAUUUUGGUACCUCGUUGACGCGAAUUGGGUGCACCAAUGGAAGCGGUACGUCAAAUCCGACCCCAUAUCCGACGUGUCCGAGAUGAUCGCACCACUGAAAGUCACGAACUACAGGUUUUUGCUAUAUAUAAGUGUUUCGCUGAUUUCUAUUGGUGCUUGACUUGCGGACGAUGCAUCAUGCCCAAUUGCGUCUCACAUGAUUGGCACCAUCUGUUUUGUGUUUUCUAUUGGAAUUACAUCUUUAUCCAGGUUGUUCGAGCCCCCAACGCAGGAAAACCCUGUCGGCAAGCCGAGGAAGAACUUGAAAGUUAAAUUUGACUUUAUGGGCGUCAAUGCGCGGGUUUGGGCACUGUUUACUCACUUUCAUGGCGUGCUGAACCCCGAUCCAAACGACCAAUCCGCGGUGUGCCGGGUAUAUUUCGUAGUUCAUCUUGAUCUUUUCGAAAGAACCAAAUCACGAUGAAAACAGCGGUCAAUGCUUUGUUGCAGACUACAGUAAUAGCGUAUCGUGCAGAAGGAGUAGAAUUAGAGACGAAAUUCAUGAUACAUUUGGCGAUGCUUUUUCUGCAGGUCGGCCUCGACUGCGACAGUCCCCAGGGGCAGGAAGAAAGCGACCUGCGCCCGGACGAGAUAUCUGUCCCCGAGGACGAGGCGGUGCAGCGAAUGUCGUGGCAGUUUGUGGACGUCUACCACGGCAAUUGGGCCGCGUUCAAGCAGUCGAAAUACUACCGCGAUCCGCCGCCCGUGCCGCCACUGAAUCUCGAAGGUGAGAUACUGGACCACCAGCCGCACUUGAUGAACGGGGCGAGUUCGUCCGGAUCAUCUGCUCACGGGGCAGGGGGAGCGAAGCCGAGCGCUCUCCCCAUUGCAGGCGAAAUCAGAUCGCCGAUGCGCAUGAACGGGUCUAUGUCGUCAAAUGGGGACCGCACUAGUCGUGCGGACGACGUAGAAAUGGCAUCCGCAAGCAAAGGGCCACCCGACGACAGCGACGCUAGCAUGCAGCAGCAAGAUGUUGAGUCCGCGGCUGGUCGCCCAGCAGAGCCGGAUCCGGGGGGAGGCUGAAAAGUGGCGGAAGUAGUGUGAAGCAGUCACGCAAAAUUAGGAAUGCGGUGCAUGCUAAUGCAAGUCAGUGCUGCAAGUGUACUAUCACGUUCAAGAUGAUCUCGACCUCCAACAUUCGUGAGAAAUUAUUUUUUUAUUCUGUCGAAGAGGGCUAUUACCUUACUUUUUAUUGUCGAAGAUUGAUAUCAUUUACGCUUUACACUCAGUUGGAGAUGGACACACAAGAUGUGUUGAUAGAGAUGCCCAAAGUGGACGUCGAUGCGUAAAAGCCAACUAACUGAUGAACAUGAUUGAUUUUAAUGUAAAUUUGUCAGGAAUCUCAGAUCUAUCCACAUUGUCAGCACGUGAGAAAAACUCUUCUCCUUGCUCGAGAACAAGUUGUGAUAUAUCCUUCUUGGAAAGGAAGUUGGAGUUGCCAAUUGCAGCUUGUAGAACUGUCCGCAAGAGCACGAG
Messenger RNA from Amoebophrya sp. A120, 5397 nucleotides. NCBI's taxonomy places the organism in Eukaryota, Dinophyceae, Syndiniales, Amoebophryaceae. The record is from the annotation of a GenBank genome assembly.